Poecilia latipinna (sailfin molly) is the source of this 2945-nucleotide messenger RNA. Its product is annotated as mannose-P-dolichol utilization defect 1 protein-like. Bases 1325 to 2182 code for a protein of 285 amino acids. Gene Ontology annotation, biological process: oligosaccharide biosynthetic process. Lineage: Eukaryota; Metazoa; Chordata; Actinopteri; Cyprinodontiformes; Poeciliidae. The transcript is spliced from 7 exons. The record is from RefSeq and is a predicted model, not a curated record.
AGAAUGUGGGCAGAAAUGAAACAAAGAAAGAAUUAUUUAAUUUUAACAUAGCAUGGCAGUUACAUUGUUUUCUACAGUGUCCAAUUGCAACUGAGCAAUUAUUGUCUGCAGCAAUGACUGUGACAUUACUAAUAGCUCCAACUACAACUUCUGAUAAUAUUUUGAAUAGGAAAUACAGUCUCUCCAAAAGGAAACCACAGCGCAUUAACUUGUGUCUCCAUCUUAUCAAAUGUUAACUCUGACUAAACUGACUAACUGGAAUAAUAAAAGACCAGUGAAACGAGACAUGAAGUCAAAAUCUUAAAGUAUGCUUGUUUUUAAGAGCAUUUUUUUUUUCAGGAAUAUGGCUGCCUGAUUGUGAAAAGUAAACUGGUCAUAGUGCAAGAUAACUACUCUGUAAUAAAAUAGAACUUAAUUUUAAUAACAACAUACAGUAUUUGUGUUAACCAGAAAUUGUUGGAAAAUCUUUUUUGACACACAUUUCUGUUGUAACAUUUGUCAUUUGUACAUUUUCUUUUGUUUCAUGCGAAACUCAUUUUGACAUUUGACAGCGGAAAGUACGUCAGUGUUUUUCUGUACUUCUCUGUAUUGACCUCAAUCUGAAUUUGACAUUUAUAUUAGAAGUUAGAUUUUAAUCCAGAUCAAACCAGAUUCAAACUGAGUGAGCACACAGACUGUCGGUGAAGGAGUAAACACAUCAGUGUGGUAGAUAAACAUUAGUUACAGAUUAAUCAUUCAUAAAUUAUUAACACAAAGAUAGGAUUUAUAAUCCAGUUUGAAUACAAGCAUUUACAUUUUAUAAUGGACCAACUGUGGGUGGACCCGUCCUAUUGGCCCCAAUGCAGCUCUAAAUAAUUUACAUCUUGCAACUCCAAAACUGAUCAAACAACAAUAUAAAACUAAAGACUAAAAUUGUUAUUAGGAUAUUUAUCAUUAUAUGAAGUUUAUUCCCUUUCUGAGACCAAGGAUCAAAGUGUGAAACUUGAAUAAUUAGCAAGUGGUUAUUAAUUAGCAGUUAAAAGAUAAUUAAUAAGUUAAAGGUAAAACUUUUUGGUCAAGAGAAGUCAGUAACAAAAUUCACUUAUAUGAAACAGUACCACAAGUUUACCAUAUUUUAUCCCUUGGAAAGAAUUCAAGUCUGAUGACGUCAUUACAAAUGGCGGCUUAUUAAUUGAUUGGGCUAUUUUUAGUGAUGUCUAUAAACUAUCCACCGUCUGCCUCAUGACCCCUUAGGGUUACAGAAGUAACCCUGCAGUUUUUGAAAUAUUCUGUCAUUAAAAACACGCAGGGUAUUUUUUUAUUUUAAUUUUUCUUAAGAGCGAGAAUGAAACGGACGGACCAUUUUCUACUGAUCUUAGCGUCACAGCUCAAUUGUGGCGCCCCCUGUAAAUAUGUGGGAAGCGUUGGACCACUCCCCCUGUUCCAGCUGGUCAUUCCCGUCCACAGCUGGCCGACGAUGGACACGUCUCCCUUGAAAAACCUCCUUGUGGGCCGUUUAAUGCCAGAGAAAUGCUACGAGGAGCUUUUUGUCCGCUUGCAUUUGCACGCUCCCUGUCUAAAGUUUGUGUUGAACAAAAUUGUCGGAUUUUGGAUCAUACUGGACACAUUUUUGGCACAGUUCCCUCAGCUGCUGAAGCUGCUGUGGAGAGGAAGUGCAGAAGGCCUGAGUCUGACUGCCUUCCUGCUGCAGCUCUAUGCUUUAUCAUGUCCGGUUGUCUACGCUGCAGCCAACAACUUCCCAUUCUUUGCCUGGGCUGAGAGGCUCUUCACCUUGGCUCAGACGGCAACCAUCAUCUUCCUCAUCCUGCAUUAUCGCGGUGAAACCCUCAAAGGAAUGCUGCUGCUCUUGAGUUUUGGUGGCGUAAUCCUCCUCCUGGUUUCGUUUGCGGCUGCGGCCGUCGUCAGAGUGAUGUACACCUCCACUCCGGCAGCUUUCAUUUUGAGCAAGGUUGUGCAAACAGUAACAAACCACCAGAAGGGCCACACAGGGCAGCUGUCCAGCCUGUCGGCGUUGCUGUCAUGUGCAGGUGCUCUUGGUGCUGCCGUUGUUUUUGCACAGGAGAGCGGAGGAUCUUUAACUACUUUGUGUCACAUACUGUCCACAUGUCUCAGCUUUGUCCUAAUGUCUCAGAUCGCUUGCUACAAGAGGAGCGCUGGCUCUGCAGCCAAGAAGAUGGAUUAACUUCAGAGGCAGCAAGCGUUUCUAUGACUAAGAUGUUGAUGUAUGAAUAAUUUUAAUAUGUAGUUGUUGUACAACACUGUGUGGAGGAUAUGUCCUCUCUGUUUAUUCUUAUUAGAAUUUUUGUGAAGUUUUUAAUACCUUGUGUUUAUAGGUUUGCUACGACUGUUAGCAGAAUAAAACAUCACGUGGCGCCCUCUAGUGGCACAUGACUGGCAGCAUUCUCAGAUUUCAGUCCAAAUGAGGAUCUGUUAAUGUCUUCUUUUUAUUUAAUGCCAGUCAGUUCUUAUUUACCUUCAGAAUAUCCUCCAUUUGUAUGUUUGGUUUUUGAAAGGAGCUGGAAGUCAUCUGGAUAACACCUUAGAUAUUAAUAUUAAUGAGCUAAGGGAGGAAAAUACAAAUUAAGAUGAAAGAGCGCAAGGCAGAUAAAGGGAGCAGAGGAUUCCUGGCAGACAAAAUGUUUUUAGACUUGCUUGGAUACAGCGCUGUGUGAAAAGACAGUUUUAUUAGCAAUUAGCUUUUGAGGGUUUGACUGAGGGACAUUUUUAAUCACCAAAUGAACCUCUGUAGGCAACACACCCAAGGUAAGAUGCUGUUUUCUGCAGCUGCUCCUUUCUUAUUGUUGGUAUAAAACUGUUGUUUUGUUGUCAGAAUCCACACAGAACCAACUCUGAGGCUCUCUUGGACCUUUAAUCUGACCUGUUUAUGAGUUUUUAAUCUUUUGUCUUUGGUAUUGAAUAAACCUGAAUGAGUGAUUUUCAUCUAA